Molecule: messenger RNA, 4567 nt
Organism: Choloepus didactylus (southern two-toed sloth)
Lineage: Eukaryota; Metazoa; Chordata; Mammalia; Pilosa; Megalonychidae
Gene: NARS2
Product: asparaginyl-tRNA synthetase 2, mitochondrial
Exons: 14
Coding region: 318-1751 (477 amino acids)
Biological process (GO): asparaginyl-tRNA aminoacylation
Cellular component (GO): mitochondrion
Molecular function (GO): asparagine-tRNA ligase activity; nucleic acid binding; ATP binding
Source: RefSeq, a predicted model, not a curated record
GUGUAGGUGUGGAAAUCGCGCGGUGCGGUGGAGUUCUCCAGUUACCGACGGCGUGCUUGGUGCCCUUCCGGUGUUCCUUGCUUGGUGUGCUGUCCAUUCUGCCUUCCAGGGAAGCGCAGGAAAGAUUCUGUGGAGGAAGAGCUGGGCUCCCUGAGGGGGAAAGGGGCAACCGAGGGGCUCUGGGAGCAUCUCAGAGCCGGGUUGCGGCCCGGAAGACAGGAGAAGCUGAGGGGACGACAAAGAAGGGCCCCAGCAAGCAGGUUCCGAACCCGCUGGGACCAGGGCUAGUCCCGCGGAAGGACUGAGGCAGCCGCGCGAUGUUCGGUGCCCGGUGCCUCUUCCGAAUCCUGCGCUCCUGUUCCUCUGCCCCGUGUCCGAGACAUAAACCUUCUGCCAAAUUGAGCGUGCGGGACGCUCUCAGGGCCCAGAACCCGAGUGGGGAGCGCGUUAAGGUCCAGGGAUGGAUUCGUUCAGUCCGAUCCCAGAAGGAAGUCUUAUUCCUGCAUGUAAAUGAUGGCUCAUCUUUGGAAAGCCUUCAGGUUGUUGCAGAUUCAAGUUUUGACCAGAGAGAACUGGCUUUCGGGAGUUCUGUGGAAGUUCAAGGGCAGCUGGUAAAAAGUCCAUCCAAAAGGCAAAAUGUGGAACUGAAGGCAGAAAAAAUUGAGGUUGUUGGAAAUUGUGAUGCCCAGGCUUUCCCAUUUAAAUAUAAAGAGAGGCAUCCUCUGGAGUAUAUGAGACAAUAUCCUCACCUUAGGUGUAGGACUAAUGUUAUGGGUUCUAUACUAAGGGUUCGCAGUGAAGCCACAGCUGCUAUUCAUUCUUUCUUUAAGGACAGUGGCUUUGUGCAUAUUCAUACCCCGAUAAUCACAUCCAAUGACUGUGAGGGGGCUGGAGAACUCUUUCAAGUUGAACCUUCAAGCACAAUAAAGGUACCUGAGGAGAAUUUCUUCAAUGUUCCUGCUUUCUUAACUGUCUCAGGACAACUUCAUCUAGAAGUGAUGUCAGGAGCUUUUACUCAAGUGUUUACCUUUGGCCCAACAUUCCGAGCUGAGAAUUCUCAGAGCCGGAGACACCUGGCAGAGUUUUAUAUGGUUGAAGCAGAGAUUUCUUUUGUCGAGAGCCUUCAAGAUCUCAUGCAGGUUAUGGAGGGGCUUUUCAAGACUGCGACAAUGAUGGUUCUUUCAAAUUGUUCUGAAGAUAUUGAACUCUGUCACAAAUUCAUAGCUCCUGGCCAAAAGGACAGAUUAGAACAUAUGCUAAAAAACAACUUUUUAAUCAUUUCUUAUACUGAAGCUGUGGAGAUCUUAAAGCAAUCAUCCCAGAUCUUUACCUUCACCCCAGAGUGGGGUGUUGAUCUACACACUGAACAUGAAAAGUACCUGGUGAAGCAUUGUGGCAACAUUCCAGUCUUUGUCAUUAAUUAUCCAUUAGUACUCAAGCCUUUCUAUAUGAGGGAUAAUGAAGAUGGCCCCCAACACACAGUUGCUGCUGUUGAUCUUCUUGUCCCUGGAGUUGGGGAGCUCUUUGGAGGAAGCCUCAGAGAGGAACGGUACCAUUUCUUGGAGCAGCAACUGGCCAGAUCAGGACUGACAGAAGCCUACCAAUGGUAUCUGGACCUUCGUCGAUUUGGAUCUGUGCCACAUGGAGGUUUUGGAAUGGGAUUUGAACGCUACCUGCAGUGCAUUUUAGGAAUUCAAAAUAUCAAAGAUGUGAUCCCUUUUCCAAGAUUUACUCAUUCAUGUCUUUUAUAGCUGGAAGGUUGCUUAGGGAAAAAUCACCCCAUGACAGAGGCACUGCAACAUGAAUGUGCAUGCAGGAGAAUACAUGUUUGAAUUUUAGAAAUGCGGAAGUGUUCAGUAUGUAAUUGGCUUGUCAUAAAAUAUAGCAUAUGAAAAUGGAAAAUCAUGAUUUUCUUAGCAAGUUGAAAACAUUUCAUGGAAAGAUGAACUUCCCCAAGAAAAGGUACUUAGAGCAAGUGGAAUCUCAAAUUUGUUACUUCAGUUAAGAAGAAAUGAAGAAAUUGGACAAGAUGGUCUCAAAGGUCUUUUGAAACUCUAAGACAAGAUGAGAUAGUGUAUUUUAGUUUGCCUUUAAUCAUUAGAUCACCGCUCUUGUGUAACCUUUGUGAAACAACUAGUUGCUAAAAAUAAAAUGUUGAAUCUUUUCUUCCUUGCCACUUAACCUGUGAUAAAUGCCUAUCUUAUUCUCAGUGCCUUAUUAAACAUUACAGAAGGAAAUACAUCUUUUUAGGGUGUCAUCAAAAUAGCAUUAAUUGAUUUGAGGAAAUUGCUAUUCUGAAUUGAAGUCUUUCUUCAAGGGCUUGGGUGAAAAAAAUCACAUUUGAUAACUGUCGAUCUUUAAUUAUAAAAGCUAAUGAGAUGUAUUAAUUGCUUAGCCUCUUAAUCAUUGUUAUAAAUUAGUUUGUAUUAGAUGUUUAUAAUUUCUCCAGUAGUCAAUAAAAUAGAUUUCAAAUUGAUAGUUUAUGAAAAAAUCAACAAUUAUGUUUUUAAUUAUAUUUAUAUCCUUUUGGCCUUUUCCCAGUGAAAAUUCGAAGGAAGGUAUUUUCGCUUCAAGAUGAGGGUAUCCUUUUCCUAUGGAAAUAUGACUAAGCCUAAAGGGUGGUUAUUCUGUAGUGAAAAAGUAGCAUGGUAUAUUAGAGGUGAGAAGAGCAUUGAUUUGGGAGUUUGAGACCUGACAGUUCUGGCACUUAACACAUAUGAUUUUGGACAAGCCACCUACUCUAUGAUAUAUAUGAUUUUGGACAAGCCACCUACUCUAUAUGAGUUUAAGCAUCAUUUUUCUCACAGAGUUGAUAUAAUGAUUACAUGAAAUUGUGUGUGUGUUUAAAAUUGUGAAAUGCAACACAAACUUUUUAAAACUUGUUUUAGUCGUUUUGUCUUUGUUGAGUUACUUGUAUAUGGACCUAUAGCAAAUUGUAUACUCAGUAAAAUUUGUAUGUAUCAAACAAGUGUGAAAGGGCAUGCAUGCUUGAAUAAUCAAUUUUCUAAGUCUCAUUAGAUGACUUUUCUUGGGUUAAUUUCCUUAUGAAUUUGUAUACAUUAUUUUAGCCUAUUUCAAAAUCAAACAGUUGGAGAAAAAAACAAGCUGGAGAACUGUAGAGUUAGAAGACAACUCUAAUGCAAAAAGAUUGGGCACUUAGUGUUCCAGCCUCUCCUUGAAAGGGAGCUUAAUAUCUCACAAAAUAGUCAUGCCAUUUCUAAAUCUCUCUAAUUGGUAAUGUUUGCUGGACUAAAAUCUCAGCUAAAAUCUACUUCCCUGGAGCCCUAAUCCCUUUGGUUUAGAUGCCAAGUUCAGGACGAGAUAAAAGGGAUGAUUAAAACUUCCAUAAGGCUUGCCUCAACUAUAGAUUUGAGAAAGAAAUUCAUUUAUAUGUUCAAUAAAUAUUAUUUGAGCUUCUUCUGUAUGCCAGAACUAUGCUAAAUGAUAGACAAACAGUAGUGAUCAAAACAGAAAUAACCUGCCUUCAUGGAAUUUAUAAUCUAGUAAGGAAGAUAUGCAAUAAAUAAGUAAACAAGUGUAUUUCAAAAUAUAACAUAUUAUAAAGUUAUAAUAAAGAAUAGGGCACAUAGAUAAACUUGCUAGAGAAGCCAUCUCUGAAAAGAUAAUGUUUAACCUUAGACCUAGAAGAUAAAAUGAGAAACCAUUUUAAAACAUUUGCAACAUCAGCCAGUAUUGAUUUGGCAUUCAAGUCUUACUUGAAACCAUAUUAAUCUUGUGAAGCAAGGGUCACAGGCCCCAAACCUAAAGGCACAAUAGUUUCCAAGGCUCUCAUGACUCUUGAGGAACCAGAUAGAAUUGUAAUGUGAACAUUAUGGCAUGGCAUCAAAAAUAACAGUGAUGGAAAGAAUGCUAAAAUAGGAGAAACCCCAGGUUCUGGUCCCAGCACCACCAUUAAUUAGUUGUCGAGCAUUAGGCAACUAAGAUAAUCUUUGUGGCCUCCAGUUAGUUCAUCUGCAGGAUUAUCAUUUUGAAGUAGAUAAUUCUAUGGAUCCUUCUCGCUCUUAAUCUUUUGUGAAUUUGUGCUACACAGUCACUAGUAAUAGAUUUAGAGUGUAACCUUUAGACCAUGCAUAGUCCCUUACUUCAGUACAGACAGGUCUCUGAAAAUGUAAAAUCAAAUCACUGAAAGCUGAACAGUAAAUUUAAGUGUUCAACAUGUGUGUAUAUGGUGUAAGAUGAGGUCUUUCUCUAGGAGUCAAAAAUGCAUUGUUCCUUGCCCUUUUGAUAAAGUCUUUAGCAGUUUAUUUCCAAAACUGCAUGCUUCUUUGCUCAUUCUUUUCCUUUACAAUUGAACACAGUGAGUAAAUGGUUGAAGUCAAACAUUUGCCACUUAUAGGAAGCCUAAUAAUUUCUGUUUUUGACUUAACACUUCUAUUUUACCAAUAAUUGAACAAAAACAAGCACUGGUCUCAGACAAAGAUGAGGAAAAUGCCAAACUAAACUGUUGCUUGCAGGCAGCAUCAAUGGGAAAAAACCUGAAAUGUCUGUCAGCUGAUAUAUGAAUAUCUAAAUUCUACAUACAAAAGGCAUUUUAAAGAUUUCCAUG